Messenger RNA from Trypanosoma theileri, 1680 nucleotides. Its product is annotated as L-ribulokinase. The coding region runs from base 1 to 1680 and encodes 559 amino acids. The record is from RefSeq and is a predicted model, not a curated record. Gene Ontology annotation, molecular function: ribulokinase activity; ATP binding. The transcript has a single exon. Lineage: Eukaryota; Euglenozoa; Kinetoplastea; Trypanosomatida; Trypanosomatidae.
AUGCAAGACUCAUUUGUUAUCGGACUCGACUAUGGCAGUGAUUCCGCACGUGCCGUUCUUAUUCGGGUUCGCGAUGGGAAAGAGUGUGCAGUAGCUGUUGAACCGUACCCCCGUUGGAGCAGACAAGAGUUCUGCGAUGCAUCCAGUAAUCGUUACCGUCAGCAUCCUCUAGAUUACAUGGAGGUACUUGAAUCCAUUGUACGGCGAGUUCUGUCACAAUUCUCGCCAGACGUGAGAGAUAACGUUGUGGGAUUGGGAUUCGAUACCACAGGCAGCACACCUGGUUUUGUAGAUGAAAAAGGUACUCCACUGGCACUAAAAGAAGAAUUUGCAGAUAAUCCAAACGCUAUGUUUAUUCUUUGGAAAGAUCAUACUUCAGUAAGAGAGGCGGCAGAAAUUACUAACUUGUGUAAAAAGUCUAAAGUUGAUUAUACUGCUUAUUCGGGUGGUACAUACUCUUCAGAAUGGUUUUGGUCUAAAGCUCUUCAUGUUCUAAGACAAGAUGAAACUAUUCGUGCGGGUGCCUAUGCGAUGCUUGAGCUAUGUGAGUGGCUUCCUGCCCUUGUGACAGGAGCGACUAGUUAUUCUCACAUACCACGAAGUCAAUGCGCAUGCGGUCACAAGGCAAUGUGGAAUGAAAAAUGGGGUGGAUUUCCGCCUGCAGAGUUUUUUUCUCAGUUAAAUCCAGCAUUGGGGGCCAUGCGCUCUAGAAUGACAUCUCUUCCACAGACAGCUGAAAAACCCGUUGGUACAUUAUCCCCCGAAUGGGCUCAACGUCUGGGGCUUAAAGAAUCUGUCGUUGUUGCAGGAGGGGCUAUAGAUUGUCAUAUGGGCGCAGUAGGUGCUGGUAUUCAAAAAUACACAUUUGUUCGUGUUAUGGGAACUUCUACUUGUGAUGUUAUGAUCUCUUCUCAUGAAGAUAUUGGUAACAGUCAAAUUAAAGGGAUAUGUGGGCAGGUGGAAGGAUCAGUAAUUCCAGGUAUGAUUGGACUUGAGGCAGGUCAAGCAGCAUACGGAGAUGUUUAUGCGUGGUUUGCAUCUUUACUUUCGUUUCCACUUAAAGUGGUAAUUCAAAACUCUACAGCAAUUAAUGAUGAAACCAAAAGAAAACUUUUGGAGAUAUAUCGACAUAAUAUCUUUGCCGAAUUGUCUUCCAAAGCUGAAAAAAUUGAACCUGCACAUGGAAAUGUUAUUGCUGUAGACUGGUUAAAUGGAAGGCGAACUCCUGAUGCUAAUUUAUUUCUGAAAGGAAGCAUUGCAGGUCUUACUCUGGCUACUGAUGCACCUAGUAUUUAUCGUGCUUUGGUUGAAGCUACAGCGUAUGGAUCAAAGGCCAUUGUUGAGCGAUUUCAAAGGGAAGGUGUGCGUAUUGACCGCGUUAUUGCUGUAGGAGGUAUUGCAAAAAAAUCUCCAUUGGCAAUACAGACAUUAAGUGAUGUUCUCAAUGUACCUAUAAGUGUUUGUCGUACGGAUCAAGGUUGUGCCCUGGGUGCGGGUAUAUUUGCGGCUACUGCUGCUGGACUGUACAGUAGUGUUGAGUUGGCUCAGAAAAGUAUGACUAGUGGAUUUGCUAGAGAGUACAAACCCUCUCAGGAAAGAGCUGCUGUUUAUAAUGAGCUUUAUAAAUACUACCAAGAGCUUUGUUCUGCGACUCAAACGGAAUCCUUUUCUCAUCUUUAA